CUCCAGGACACAGGGGGGCAGCACCGUCGAGACACUUUAACUUCUGUCCCACCUUCUCCACGAACAUGGCGGCUCCCAUGACACUCAGGCGAGAAUUAUGCUCUCUGGCAAGGAUAUUUCGUGGAAUCUCGCGCUUGGGGCCGAGAGCUUCGGCCGCAUGUUCAGGUCACAGCAAAUGUAACAUUAUCAGGUCCCAUCUCCCACUGACAUCCAGCACUUUCUUCCACACAGCAACAGUGCUCCCGUCAACACCUUCAUCAAUCACCGUCACAGAAGAGCCCGACGUGCUGUAUCAGAAGGUGUCGAUAAUGGUGAAAGGUCACGACAGAGCCGUGCUGGACAGCUAUGAGUUUUUUGCCUCCAUGGCAGCUAAAGAACUGGGUAUCACCAUCAGCAACGUCUCUGAACCUCCCAAGGUGAUGGAGAGGCUCACACUCCUGAAGUCCAUUCACAUCUACAAAAAACACAGGGUUCAGUAUGAGAUGAGGACACACUAUCGAUGUAUUGAGCUGGUUCAUAUAACAGGCUGCACAGCACAAGUAUACCUAGAAUACAUCCAGAGGAACCUCCCUGAAGGUGUAGCCAUGGAGGUAACAAAGACUGCCAUGGAGAAGAUUCCAGAUCACAUCCUUGAACCAAUGUGGAAGGACCAUCCCAUUGAUGACAAGCCCAGUCAGUGAAUUCAGUGAUGAGCAGCAGAUAUUUGGUUGUCCUGGACUCAUGGAAGUGCUCAACAUAAAGAUUUCAGCAAUAUUAUAAACACAGACUUGAAAAUAACAGAAAAAAGGCCAUAUAAAGAACUUGGUCAUUAUGUCAACAUGUAACCUGUCUUUUCUGAGGCAGCAAUGUGGAGUUAGUUGUAUGUUGUGUUUUUCUUUUUUCGAUAAAAUAAAUCCAACAUUUGAUGUCAACUGAAC
Molecule: messenger RNA, 917 nt
Organism: Acanthopagrus latus (yellowfin seabream)
Lineage: Eukaryota; Metazoa; Chordata; Actinopteri; Spariformes; Sparidae
Gene: mrps10
Product: mitochondrial ribosomal protein S10
Exons: 7
Coding region: 66-680 (204 amino acids)
Biological process (GO): translation
Cellular component (GO): mitochondrion; ribosome; mitochondrial small ribosomal subunit
Molecular function (GO): structural constituent of ribosome
Source: RefSeq, a predicted model, not a curated record